CGGUUCCCCCAUUCGGGAUCCGUGCGUCCACGGGAGUGCGGGGAUUCUGCCGCGCCGAAGUGAAGUUCGUCCUUUUAUCUCUCACACGCCGCAGGAUCUAUCGCGGUCCACGCGCAACGUGGUACCGUUCACCUUCCCGUCGACGUCGAUCUCAGCGAAAAAUGAUGGCGCCUUUAAAGGGUGAACGGUGCGCGACGAACCAGCAUGGAGUCAACGGAAGGAGUGCUCGGUAGCGACGUCUCGGGAACGGAUGCGCGGCACAAUCAGAAGCCACUUAAGGGCGACGGGAAGGGAUCGGAUGCGGGAAACGUGCGGGUUUUCUCGGUUGACAAGAUUACCGUCGAGAAGAUCGUCUUGGAAUCGUCGAACGGCUCGCGCGAAGUAUUGCUGACGAAAAACGAGACCUCGAGGAAACUGUCUCUGAGCUCGGGGACAAAGCCGGGCGUUGUCAAGCGAACGAAAGACGGGGAACAGAAGUCAUCGGUAAACGGUAGAUUUCGAGUCUCGGUACCGGGAGACACGUUCACGUCAAAGCCGGACGCCGGUUUUGGGAGCAACGUCCUCGCCGGCCAAUCGAAACUUCCACUUCCGAGGUGUCAAAAGAGCGACGGUGGUGGCUCGCCUAAUGAGGAGAACAGGAUCAAGCCGAUUCGGCUCGUUAAAAGCCCGUCUAUCGGCAGCAUCGUGAUUGAAGGUUUGAAUUCGAGCAACGCCAGGAAACACAAAGUGCCGCCAAAGGUCCCGGAGAAGCCUGCGGACAAAAGACGGCAUAAUUCAUCUUUGAUUGUGGAAUCGCUCCCUGCGACGAAAGUAGAACUGCGCGAAGAUUUAUCACCGAAUCGGGAAAAAGUUGCCGACGAGAUAGCGGCUGAAGUUAAACAACCGGUCGAACGAAGCAUUUCCGAGGCGGAAAAUACCCGGAGCGAUAAGGGAGACGAUGAUAAUAUAAGUUCCGUUGAAACUGAGAGGGACGACGAGGCGUGUAAAACUGCAAACGAAGAUCGCGACGGAAGAGACGAAAUCGGAGAGCGCGGGGGGGACGCUGAAGGCUUUGAAAGCCGUGAAGAAUGCACGGGAAUUGACAAAGACGCGCAGAACCGCCUGGAGAGGAGUCAGACGACUAUCGAGGACCUCCAAAAGAAUCUGAGCACCGGGAUUCACGCCAGCACCGCGCAAAGCUACAAAGAGAAGCUGCUGGACCUUCAAGCCAAUUAUGCUUUGAGGCUGCCGGUUACCGUCGACACAAAGUGCAGCGAAAGAUCGAGCCGCGGAUUCGAUAAGGAUUUCCUCGAGAAGCACAAUCUGGAUAAACGACUGAAGAUCGAGGAGAGGAGGCUGCUGGAAACCGAUCUGGAUUACAGCUCCGACAACGAGAGAAGCAGUGAAAUCGAAGAUUUACCGCCGGCUAAGGUCAACACCAAGCGGAUAUACAGCGAGAAAGUGACGGAAGUGGAGAAGAGGUGGUCCGGGGAGUUCCUGGAGGCUCAGCUGCAACGUAACUCCUCGGAAUCCUCGAGGUCUUCCUACAUCGAGGAAUUCGGUAGCGCGUCCUCGCGCGAAAGCAUCGUCGAGGAUCGCGACGCCCGACUGCUCUUUGACCGGAAGCGCUCGGUGAAGUUUGCGGAGAGGCAAACGUCGACCGACGAGUCGAAGAGGCGCACCUCGGAAGAAAUUCUGGAGGACACCACCGUGAGCACCGUCGAUUCCGAUUCGUGUCUGGAGGAUAGAAUCAAGGCCGUCGACGAGGAUAUCGCGCGGGCGACGACGAAUGGAGUAGAGACGGACGACAACGAUUAUAUCGACGGACUCGAUCGUGUUUACGAUGACGACGGGGAUGACGAAGAGCGCGCUCGAUGGGACGUAGAGCAAGCCGACUCGACAGUACUCACGACCACCGCGAUAGUUCACGGAAACGGAAAUCUGAAGCAAGAAGACCUUAACGACAACGUCGGCAGCUGCAGUGAUCCAAAUCUGAGUGAAAGGAGGAGCGACGGGGAUAUCGAAGUGGCAAAAUACGAGGAACGAGGGGAAGAAAAGCGGCUCUUAAACAAAGGAAGCGACGAGGAGGCGCUCGGCUCCUUCCCGGUGCUUAACUCGAAGGAAUUCAUCGAUCCGGCCUGCGCGGCUCGAAACUGUCGCGGAAAGGACGGCUACGCCAAUCUCAUCAGGGAGUUCACCAUGGAAGCGGGAUCGUCGAAAGUGAAGAAAGAGGAAAAGCAAAAGAAGAAACUCGGAUUUCGGCGACUUUUGCCGGCCAUCUUCUCGCCGAAGGAUUCUCGGAAGGACUACAAGAAGAAGGAGCAGAAGGAACGGAAGAGAUACGACGAGCGGCACUUCGCCCGUUACCAGCAGAAUGGCAAUUACACGAGGUCGCCGGACACGAUGAACUUGAACGAGGACAUCAAGAGGAACGUCAAGCUGGACAACAGCCUGAACGGUUCGAUCAUCGAGGAGAGGUUGGACGAGAUCAAGCGCGAGUUAUUCCCCGAGCAAGGGCCGAUUACCAGCACGCCCGAUCACUUGCUGCAGUCGGACGACUCGAGGCUUCUUCGGGACCGAGCCAGAGCGCAGCGAUCUUACACCACGGAUUCCAGUCUCAGCUCGAUCGCGCCGGACGAACGGUGGAUGGACCGGAGCGGGCAUCUCGGUAUCUCGCCCGAUGUGAGGAAGUACGAGCAGAGGCAGAGGCGCGAGGAGCAGGACAGCCGACGAUACGGCCAGCUGGAACGCAAGCACAGUCUGCAAGAACCGAAUCACGCCGGUCGCAGUUGCUACUUUCAGAGAAAUCACGGCUCCUCCGGUCGGAUUUCGGCACCGCCUAGCGAACGGUACCUGGUGCGGCCUCGGGCUAUUCAUCCAGUCGACAGGCCGCUGCCCGAGAUCCCGCAGUCCCGAGUGGAGCUGUCGAAUUACGAGAAUUAUCAGGACGGCGUGGAACCGCUGUGCGACGAGUAUCGGAAGGAUGCAUGCGUCGCCGAUAACGUGGAUUACCAGAACCAAAGCGGGCUCUAUCAGAACGAGCGGAGCAUCGAGGCCGGUCUGAUCCACAUGCCGCAGUCGGUGCCGGCGCAAGUGAAAAUCACUCGGCAGCCGAUCGUGAAUCAGACUCAGAGGGCGCCUCUGGUCGGGCGAAGCCCGAAAUACCCGUCGCCUGGUUCCAGCCAGAAGUCCGGCGAUUACGCGGACUCCAGUUGCACGCCUAACUCCAGUCAAAAGAGCGAGUUCUCGCCGUCCAGCUCGAAGAGCGGCGAGUAUUACCUGCACUCGCCCCGCGGCAGCGCACGAACUUCACCCACCGAGCGACCUUUCGACGAUACGCGGGAGAGGAUCUACGAGAACGAGUCUCAACCGGCGGCUCCUCAGCCGGCGAAUCGCUACGUCGACGAGCACGUGUACGAUGAGACUCCGUCGUCGCCGUGUCACGAGCGGCAUCCCGUGGAUACGAAAGCAGCAAACUCGCCAGAUAAGAGGAACGACCCGGGCUACGAGGAAAAAUGUUCACCGAAUCAGCGCACCUCCACGAAGGGUUCUUGCCAGCAGCCUCUUCAAGACACGGAAACUGCGCAAGUGGAGCCGAGACAGCAGCCGGAGAAAGCACACGGAGACCACGGGAAAAGUCCCGAGAGUAUCGACCCGAACUUGAAGAACGAGUCAUUAGCGGCCGGCCAAGCGGAGAGAAUACGCGCCCAGAACGUAUCACCGUCGAAGCCCGGAAUGACAAUGGCGGCAACGUCUCCGUCAGCAGGAGCCAGGGCGUUAGUCAGGAAGUCGCAGCCCAAUGAUCAAAUCCUGAUAGCCUCGCCGAAGAGAGAGGCCAUCUAUCAGUCCCGGGUGUCCCGGCCGUUGAACGAGGCCAGGCUCUGCGACACGGGAUCGCCCGUCCCCAUAGCGGACUCGCGCGAAUGCGUUCCUGGCAUCGUUCCAAUCGAGGCGCGAGAUCGGUACGGCGGCCAGGACUCCUCGGUCACGGCGAAAUCUACGGGCCAGCGAGCUGUAUCGUCCUUCGCCUCUUCGAAAGGUAUCUCACGUCCCGAGCCGAUUUACGGACACCGCAAGCAGCAGAGCCCCCCGCGGGGCAACGCGCCGGAGAUAAAAGAAAGCGAGAACGAGCAGUCGCCACGUGGCGGUUCCUACGGGCCGUCGGGUGUUCGCCGCAACGUUGACGAGAGGGUCGCCUGGGUAGAAGGGCAGACCUCGAUACCGCGGAAGUCGCGUAAUCCGGAAGGCAAACAAGCGCCUAACGAAAAAAGAACGGCUCAGUCCCCGCCGCCGAACACGCCGCAGGAAACCUAUCGGCAACACGUCGUUCAGCAACGAGCCUCGUCCGCGACGUCAGCCUCGUCGUCGGAGGGACAACCCUCGUCGCCGAUGACGAAUCAAGACAAGGUAUACGUCGUGGGCGCGAACGCGGCUCAGCGCGAGCCGAUGUACGAGCAACGUCAAAGGCAGCAACAAGAACCCGGCUACGUUCAGCAGCAACAGCCGGUGUACGUUCAACGACCGCAGCAACAGCCGCGACCGAGUCAAGAAUCGCUGUACCUUCAACGCGUCCUCGAGCCGGCGUACGCUCAACAAUGCUACCCGACCUGCGGACCCCUGUCGCCGUCGAAACGCGAGACCAGGCAGCACUUGGAAGCGUUUUAUUGGCAGCAAAAGGCGUUGGAGGCGCAACGGAAGUCGGCGGUCUCGCAAGCGAGCCCCGGCCCGAGGCAGGGUGCGCCGAAGAUCAACCUGCCGGAAGUGCGGGAGGCGGUUUGGCAGCAGCUCAAGAAACUGGACGAGGAGCAGCAGCGGCGGAUCUACGAGCAGAAUUUGCUGGCCGACGACGGCUCGUACGAGGCGUACUGCAGGACGCGAACGAGAAGUCCCACUGGGUUGCAUCCCGGUGUGAAUCAGACGUUCGGUCCCACCGCGACGACUAGCUCCGUCGGGGACGGUCUUUGCUGGAGCAACGCGCAGCAGCGGCCCAAGACGAGCCCGACUGGCAAGCUGCCGUUGAUGCAGGCCCCGAAGGGUCAGAAUCAGCCGGUACUGAUAGUCCGGCCGCAGCAGGCGCUGCGGGACCGGCAGGAGAUGAAGUCCGUCCACUGCCGCGAUCCCGCGGGACGCGACGCGCCGAGAUCGAAGAGCGCCUCGCCGCACUUCCACCGGGGCGAGAUCGAGCGGUCCAGUUUCAACGUGACACGCGCCAAGCCGCUCACCGACGCCGCCGCGAUAUCCCUGAGGAGGUCGGAAGCCGGCGGGGCGCACGAGGAGGACGUCAACGACGGAGAGGGCAGGUCGAGGCCGCAUCCGAUAUUUAAGAGGGGCAGUCUUAUCGGGGGGGAAUCGAUGGAAUACGGGAGCGCGGGGCCCAAGAGGGUCAGUUUCUCCAAUCAGCCGAACGCCGGCCCGGAUCUGCCGACGGGCAGCUGGCCAACGAAGCGUGGCACGGCACCUGAGCCGCCCACCAGGCGACACAGGAGCGAGGACAGCGCCUCGGACACCGACUCGGUGUUUCUGCAGCAGGAUCGACGCGACGCCAGCCAAGACCAGCCUCUGUACGGUGCUCGCGGCGCGGCGUCGAGGUGCCUGGAGCAGGACUACGACGCCAACAAGCCCCUGCCUCCGUUGCCGAAGGACCCCUUCGGCGUGUCCCGCCGCGGGAACAGCGCCAGGAAUUACGCGUACAACGACGUCCGAUGGAGCAACGAGGAGCAACGUCGGCGGCGACUGGAGGAAGAGUGGAAUCCAGAUGGCAAGGGUCGGCAAUCCAACGAUACCGGUGGAUCCAUCAGGGGGGAGGUUGAGCCCGGCUCGAACGAGCUCACACCUGGCAGACGGGCUGGCGGCGGAGGCGGCGGUGGCGUCUUGGGGGUCGGUGCCGGCGGCGGGGGCGGCUCGGGGACCCGAGGUUCCUCCGGGGGUGGCCGCUCGAGGGACGAGCCGAGGAGGCACACUCUCGGUGGCGAUCAUCAGCCCUCCCUUCAUCAUCAGCAGUUCAACGCGGCGCAGCAGCUGCACCCCCUUCACCCGCAUCAUUUGCCGCCACCGCACGGCCAAUACGGCACCCCACCCUCACGGCACACCACCAUGGAUCUCGAGAUGGGGACCAAGUCUCGCCAGAGAAAGUCGCCUCUCCCGCGCGGCUAUCCGCCCCCAUCUUCGACGAUGCUCUUCGAUGACGACCCGGGCAUCAUGUCCGAGGUGGAAACCUCCAGCACUGGAUUUCGGCGAGGUGGCAAGCAAAGGAGCAGCUUGCCCGUCGUACGAACACCCAGUAAAACUCUGGAGCGACCACUAGACUCCCUAGGAUUGGUGUUCCUGCAGUACAGGAACGAGACGAAGAGAGCGUUGCUACCGAACGAGAUUACCAGCAUAGACACCGUUAAAGCUCUCUUUGUCAGGAGCUUCCCGAAACAACUGACUAUGGAAUACCUGGACAGUCCUCACGUAAAGGUUUACAUACACGACAGUAACAAGGACAUGUUCUACGAACUGGAAGAUGUGAGAUCGCACCUGAGAGACAUCAAAGAUCGCAGUGUUCUGAGACUUUUCGAGAGCGCCGAUGGGGUAACAGGAAUGCCUGGGCCUUUGGGGGUGCCAGGUGGCGGAGGUGGCCUGCCACCCCAUUGGGAGGAUCAGAGCUACUUCAGUGAGCCGGAAUUCGACAGCGAAUAUCAGCAUCAGCACAUCCACAAGAGCAAGACAGCCAAGAACUCGACGUCGGGCAGCGGAUAUUACGUGGGCGGAAGCAGCACCUUGCCACGCGGCGGGCCGCUUCUCAGGGCGUACAGCCCGGCGGCGUCGAGCGUCGUCGGCGGGCCGAACGCGACGCCGACGCAGCCCAAGACUCUUACCACACCAGAUGGUUGGAUAGGUGGUGGCGGGGUGCCGCCGGCCAAGCCGCUUCGCAGCUACCAGUGUGGUAAGAGUCCCCUUGGAAGCCUCGGGGGCUCGGCACGCUUCUCUAGAGACAGCUCGGUCUCCCUCUAUAGUAUACCAGAUCGGCUACACGGGGAGAGCGGAUACAUGAGCAGCCCCGAGCGCGGCGGCGGGGUCGGUUCCGGAAGCGGAAGAUACCCACCCGGGCCUUACAGCACCGGCAGCAGCUACGAAGACCCGUAUUACUCGCAAUAUUCGGGAACUGUUACUCCCGUUAUCGACGAAGAAGCCAGGAUAAGGGUGGAACACAUGGAAAGACAACUGGCCAACCUGACCGGGCUCGUUCAAAAAGCUCUGACGCACGCACCGCACACCAGCCCUUCGCCGCGAGAGUACUUGCAAGUCCCGCCAGGACGUGAUCCCUACACAAGAGCCGCAGGCGCCGGGGACGAGUUCGACAAACACUCUAGCUCCAGCUCUGCCUCACUGCCAGAUGACUCGUACUUAAGGACUGACGUUAAACCGCCAAAAUUAGGCAAAGACAAGUCGGUGUCGUUUGAAAAGUCAGUGUCCUUCAGUGACGAGCCACCAGACAUGAACUCCCCCAAACAGCAUUCCCCGCAACAUGCAGCGGACACAAAACCUACGAAACCGGCAAUCAAAUCCUCCACGUUGCCGAGGAUGUCGUCGCAAGAACGGGACAGGCACAAGCCGACGCCACCGCCGAAACCGGCCGCGUUGGUGACCGGCCAAUACGUCUACAGGGACUUGGCGCUCACGCCGGAGAUGUACAACCAGCUGAGGGGUCUGCAGAAGAAGGCGAAGGACCUCAGGCAGGAAGUGAGGAACCUCAGGCGUAUGUCGCAGGCACAGGCUCACACAGUGCGAGAGACCAUCAGGGACACGUUCAUCACGAUCAGGGCAAUGCUGUUGUCGGGCGGAGACGCGGCUUGGACGGCCGGUGACGCGGAGAAGAUUCGACUGAGCCGCGAAGAGGAUCUCUACAAGCAGGAAAUGAUAAGGCUGGAAAAAGAUCUCACCGAGCUGGAGAGUACCGUGGAGGAGCUUCGCGGCAAUGUGAUCAAUAGAAAGACGCGUGUCAAUAUGUCGGAUGUGGAGAACAUGGCUUUAAUAUUGAGUAAAUCCAGCAAAACCGUGGCCGACUUGAAAGUGCGGUUUCCAAGUUUGCAAGAGGGCAUGAAGGGUCUGCUGAGCUCCGAGAUGGAGAAGGUGGUGCGCGAGGAGAAGUUCCUCAAGGAGGAGCCCGAACGACUGGAGUCCGCGUUGAGACGUUGCAAGAAACUGACCGGCACUCUCGUGACGCUCAAACGCUUGGCGUCGGUGCAAGAGCAGCGAUUACCAAACGCAGCGAGCGUGGAUGCCGAGGACACGCCACCGAUAACACCGACGACGGCACAACAUUCCAAGGCAGCUGCCCCUGUGCCAGCGGAACGCACUGUCGUGGGGUCAGCGAGCGUCCUCGGGGGAGGGGGCCACUCUCUCGAGCCACCCGCCGCCCAUCAGCAGCGUCCGGAGAACGCACUCGACGCUCUGCUAGACGAGCUGCAGACCUUCUCGCGGCCCAGCUCGCAGAUGGGCCAGGUAUCCGCCGGCUUGUCGGUGCACCCCGGCUCCACCACGCUCCUGGCCGACGUCGGUCGCGCCUCCAGCCUCCGGGACUCGACAACGAGCGUUGCGGCUCCCGGCGGCGGCGGCGGUCGAGCACCCAGUAUCAGCGACAUCGGUCGGAAGGGCAGCGUGGACUCGUCCAGCGGCACCCUGACCGUCGCCGGCGGCGUAGUGGCCCUACCCGGGAUGUCGCCGGGCGCCAGCGGCACGCUGCGCCGCCUGCACUCGUACCCGUCGAGCUCGGACACGGACACCUCGCCGCCCAUCGCCAGGCUGCAAGUGUCGCUGCAGGAGCAGCAACCGGGCUUGCCGGUGUUGCCGCAGGGCUUCCUGCCCGGGCAGAAGCCGCCGGUGCCGGAGCGGAACGCCGAGCUGCUGCAGUUGGCCAGCGCCAGGAGAGUACCGCCGCCACCGCCGCCACGCACCAGCUCCAGGUCGCCCUUGGCGAGCCCGACCAGUCCGCAGCUGCCGCCGAGGAACCACCCGUGCAGUCUGCAGAGCGGCAACGCGACCCUGCGCCGACCGGCGACGCGUGCCAACGCCGUUGUCGCGGGCAAGGAGGGUGGUAAGCCGCCGAUGGCUCUGCCGCCGGACGCGAUUCUGACCACCGUCGAUGACAGCAGACCGGCGUCCGGGCCGCCGAUGCACAACUCCUCGUCCUCGCAGUCGUCCGCGGUGCUCUCCACCAGCAACUCCAGCUCCUGCGAGAGCGUGAACUCGCAGGAGGGCCUGCAGAGCAAGCGGGGCAGGCAGGAGCAGCUGGAGCAGCGGCACCAGGAGCUGCUGAGGAAGCAGAAGGCCCUGCAGGAGCAGUACGCUCGGCUGCAGCAGUUGCAGAGGAACGCGGCGGGUCUCACCACCGUACCGCCGGCGCCGCCCGACCUGCUGAAGAAGACCGGCUCCGAGAGCAACCUCUUGGCGAAGAUGGGCCUCGGCCUGAGUGCCGCCAGUUCCGGCUCCCUCACCAGCCUCAACCUCAAGCCGCAGAUCUUGCAGGAGGUCGCCGCCGAGGUCGUUAACGGACAGCCGGUGUCCUCCGCGGGGACGAACGUCCCCGGGGGCGUCACCACGUCCACGACGGUCGUGUCGAGCUCGACGACCGGCUCGGGCACGACCGUGACCACCACGUCCACCACGACCACCAGCAAGGUCUACGAGACGGACAUUCUGUGACCGAGAAGCCGUUCGCUGAUCGGAUCGACCGUCAAGGUCGCCGCUGAAAUCGCGCUGGCGAGUUAACACGAUCGUCGACCGGCGAGAUCGCGAGAGUAUCAGAGGACGCUCCGGGAGGUUGCGGUGAGAUAAGGUGGAUACGAGGCGCCUGAACGGGACGGAAGGUGAAAGGAGGAGGAUCGACCACAAGGAAUUGCUAGGAUUAAGAGGAUCGGACUGAGCUGAGAGACGCGGCCGUGAACGCAGGGAUGGCGCCGAGGGUGCAACGCCGAGCGACCAACGAUCGUAAUCGAGGAGGGGAGGGUGGGGGAAUAGAAGCAGGAGCAGGAGAGAGAAAAGGAGGAUGGGAAGAAGAAGGAGACAACUACUCCCGUGCUACGGUCGUCCCGUUCGACCUCACGACGACGACGGAGGCGCUCCGUCGUACGCGGGCGCAUAGCGCGUCUCUUGGAAAGUAGAAUGCAGCGUAGGAAUUAGCGCGCGUCACUCGUAAACUAAUUACCACACUAAUCACUUAUAGUUAAACGAUAGCAUUAAUAAUCGCAAACGGCGUGAGGAAGCGAUAUUUCGAUACACCACGCGGACGUCGCAUAGCGAAGCGUCAACGGUCUGACGAGAGAGGGAGAAGCGGAAGAGCAGAAAAGAAUAAGGAAAAGAGAGAGAGAGAAAGAGAGAGAGAGAGGGAGAGAGACGAACCAGACAACGCGAAUCUCUCGGCGUCGUGUUCGGCUGCUCGCAUCGUCCGCACAUCCGACGGCCACAGCGAGCACUAGGACGCGUUUUCGCCUUCUCUCGAUCCUCAUCCUUCGACACCCUGAGGUUGAGGACGUCGUCGAAGUUACGGUUGUUGCGAUCGCAUCCUGUCCAGGUCGACAGAUCCGACGGUAAACGAGCCACCGGGGGUCUCCGUUCCGCAAUUUCCGCCGGGAAAAGCUCGGAGCCUCGCGCACUCCGAUCCUUGUAUACCCUCGUCUACACACACACACACACACAUACACACACACACACAUCCGAUAUACCUAAAACCUUCGCAACGUCUGUGCCAAACGAGAGGAACACGAUAAUUGCGUACUUUUUUAAGAUUAUACACACACCGCAACCACACCCGGCUACUCGUUUUUUUCUUCGUCGUAGUAAGGCGAGCCGCAACGUCGUCAAGGUUCUACAUAGGUGAUCAUCGUAUAAAUACUAUACAGAUGCAUACGUAUUAUAUAUAUAAAUAUAUACAUACUAUAUGUACGCGCGAAAAAGGACAGCUGCAAGGAGGAUUUAUAUAAAUAUAUACAUGUAAGUGGAUAUAUAGCUAGGUAGCUAGGUAUAUAUUAUAUAUAUACACACACAUACACACACGCGAAAUAUACGAGAUAUAUUACAUACACGCGCGCGCGCACUCAUAUACACACGUACGUAACGUUAAUGUCGCGCAACGAAGAGGCGAUACUCGAGGCGACGGCUCCUCGUCGCACGACGAUGUCGGCGAAAUCACACGUACAUUCAACACGCGUUUCGUACACGACGACGACGACGACGACGGUCCUAACGGUGCACAGACGUGUGUGACUCUCUUUCAUCGCGUUUAGAAUUAAUCACCGUACGUGUACAGACGCAAACACAUAAACGAGACCAGCCGCAUACACACACACAGGAUACGCAGAGCGAUAGGUGAUCGACGUGGGUUAUCCACGUUACCAGUAAGAGACCGGGUGGUACUCGUCGACAAACGCGAUUCACGCAUAAGGUGUCCGAAGAGAGGAGGAGCGACACAGAGCGCAGGCGGGAGAAGCUGGCGAUACGAGGUGGUCGAUCCGUCGACGGAGGAAGACUCGGGAUACCCAGGAAACGGCACACCAGGAAAUGCAAACACACACGAGACACGUUUAGAGACACCCGGUUACCAUUUUUAACCCAUAUAACACGAUUCGCUGUAUUAAUUGAUAAGGCGAGAUCGCAACAAUGGCGCGAAUCGGUCGGAGUCGUAAAGCGACAGAGUCGAGUAUUUCUGUCGAAUACUUCCGCCGGGACUACGUUCGCACAAUUGUACGGUCGAGUUGCACCGACGACGUUCGAGUUAAUUAAAUCGCCGUGUGAAACGGUCUCUCUCUCUCUCUCUCUCUCUCUCUCUUUGUCUCUAGAUUAAGACGAAGUGUUUCAGUAUCAUAAAUAAAGAUUCAACGGGCCAUUUUGUCGCGUGGAAAUUUAGUUGAUCGGGGCUUUGUUGACCGAUGUCCCUUUAUCUAGAAACUAUUUGAGAGGAGAGGAACAAUCGGCGAAAUCUCAGUGAACUUCCGCGAAAGCCACCCCGAGAGCUGAGAGCGGAGGGGGUUUGCGACUUGCGGCGGAGGAUCUCACAAUUCAAGCGGACAUCACGGGUUGUCGAUUCGCUCGGUUCUCUGAGGUCUUCUCUAACGUUGGUAGAAACGGGUCCAUAGAUAGAGAGGAGGAAUCGGUUGGGACUUCAGAGUGGAUUUCAAGUCGGUGCAACUGGACUCGCCGUUCUCUCGGAGUAAAACGUGACCAAUUCGAGAGUCGAGAGACACGGCAAGGCGCGCGCGCGCGCGACAAGCGAUUCUGCCGGCCGAUUUCUUUUCCGGCGGCCAAAGGUGUGCGUUAGAAGGAAUAUUGCUCAAUAUUCACCCAACCCAAAUCGCAGCAGCUCCGCUACAUUUCGCAAUAAAUGCCGCGCAUUCCGUGUCGGAUUGUUCGGCCGGGCGUGAUUAUCGUCCGGUCAAUCGGAGCAGCGCCGCUACUCGGCCGAAUCGUCGCGCCUCAUCGUUUCUUCAUUGUCGCAGGCGAGAAAUCGAGGGCUCUCGAUCGAGGUGGCGGAUGGCGGCCUCCGUACUCUCUGCACUCCGUUCGCAUUAUCGGGACAAUCGGCUCGCCUUGACGCGCCUUAGACCACCCGCGCGGGAGGGGGGGCUCUCUCAUCAUGAAACUCCGCGGACUUUCGCACUUAAUUCGACGAGAAACGGCAGGGGAGGCGGCGAAAAGCGGGCGGAUGCGCAGAGAAAAAUAUCGUACUGGGAAGAAAAGCAAUUAUUCAAUUUUCUUGACAAUAUUAUUAAAACACACACUCAUCACGAGUAUUAGAGGAGAUCAUUAGCGCUUACUCAAAGGAAGAGCUUGUUCUCUUUUCAAGAAUACUGCAAACUUUACAGAAGAAAGGUGAAAUUUGGUUAAUCGGAAUAAAUGAGCCGAGGUUUUCAUUUUAAUUUAAUAUCUAUAAUAGAGAGAGAGAGAGAAAAAAAUUACUAUAGUGGCCCAUUUUUGGUGCAAUAGUGAGUUUUUUGGUGACUCAUUAAGAAAAAGCGAAACAAAAAGUGACAAAAGUGAGUAAUUGAAUAGCAGAGCUGGAAAUAUUUGGGACAAUUAAGAGUAACUUGAAUACAGUAUGUAUUUUUCCGUGCGUACACAUACGCAUACACCAACACACACACACACGUGCGCACAACGCGAUGCCGCUUGUACCGUUUCAACGAUACGUUCGUUAUUCGCCUUUCGUCCGAGCAUCGACGCGAGCUCGCGCGCGGAUUGCGAAGGGACUCCGCACAUCCGCCACCUGGAUCAUGCAGGAUCACCGAUUCGCACAAUUUCACCGCAGCUUAAGCGUGCAAUAAAAGGGGCGAGUUCUCGUCGCGCUUCCCCGGUCACGCGGAUUUCUGAGAAGUCUCAAUUCUCUGAGAUGCCCGGAUCGUCUGCAAAGUGGCAUCUCGCGGACUUAUUUUAGACAGCCCUUCGGGCUUCUUGCGUUGUUUGGGGUAAACCAGCGCUAAACGCGAACCUUGCUGCUUUGAAGGGCCUAACAGCUGACAUACACACACACACUCACACAUACACACACACACACACACACAUACUCACUCACUCACUCACGUAUGCGCGUAUUUAUUUUCUACACUUCACCCUUUCGUUCGAGCCGGACCGGUUCGACGAGAUUUCCGUAUUAACCCUCGGAUGCGUUCGCAGAUGCCAUUCCGACUUGGCGAAUGGAUCUUCCGAAGGUCGAAGGUGCCGCGAGAGGAAUCGGAUGAGAGACGUGUCGGAUGUGUUUUCCCGAAUGAAAACCGGCGCACUGCCAAUAUUGUUGAACGAAGACGGGAGGGAGGGGGUGAAACUCGUUAGUUUUAAUUGAUAAUGAACGGGCCAACGUGCGCGCGAGGAAAAGGAGAAACGACGAAACGAGGGGAUUCGAUCUUCCGUGUAUUCGUGCGUCUAAUUCGCGGUAGAUUACAUAUAAAAGUUCCUUCUGUUACGCCAGUAAUUAGAUUAUCGAGGAUUAUUGAUAAAUCGAUUGAGAACAAGAUCAAUUGCGCAUACGUUAGCAUCGUUGUUGAUUAUUAGGCGAAUUUCUGUACAAAAUCUCGCGCACUGACGCGAUCACAUCGGAUGUGAUGCACGCACGUGAUCUCGCACUGUUCGACGGCGAUCGAGAAUGCGAAGAUGAGUUCUGAUCGGUGUGAUGUAAUAACGCUAGUAAAUUCGUAGGUCGAAAUUCAAACAUUGGCGCGUUUUGCGAUCAAACUCUAAUCUACGCUAUGUUUUCCGACUUGUCGGUAAUAAUAAUAAACGAUGAGCGGCGGUAGGGGGAAAAUAUUUGCAACCACAACCGGAUUGUGACGUUCGUUUCACGAAGGUUGCGGGGAGAAGGGGAGAAGAGAGAUUGCUUACGAGUGAUUUACUUCACUUACAUGAUAAACGCGCGAAACAAUGCGGCCGGUGGCAUCCGGGGGUUAAACACGAGCAGCGAGAACGCAUUAUAUCUUAUUUAUUUUCCACCGUCUCUCAAUCCGGAGCACGUCUAUAAGGGAAUAAUAAUUACUACAGUAAGAGUACUAAGGAUUAUAAGGCGAGUGGUAACGAUGAUAAUGACGAUGAUGAUAAUGAUAACGAAUUAUGUUGCGAAUUACAAUGAUAACAAUUAUGAUUGCGAGUGCUUAUCAAAUAUUAACGAUAACGACGAGCGAGAUCCCAGCGGCAAGAGUAAGAAAGAAGGAAAGAAGAAAAAAAAGGAAAGAAACACUUCUCCCGUAUUUUUUUCGUUUCUCUCACACGUCGGAUUUGUAUAUUGUUCUAUCGAUCGUAGAGGUACUUACGCUGUCGCCAACCAUACAUUGCAUUUGUAUAAAGCUACUCUUUUUUUCUUUUUUUUUCUGAACGGUGCAUCUUCGUUCGCCCGACGAUACUCGAGCAUCGGUAGAGCUGAUUAUUUAUUAUACCCGAAUACGUUCGCAUAAUCGCUAAGUAUAAUCUCACCCCACCUUUCUCAACCCCGCUCCCUCAAGCCCUCUUAAUCGUAAACGUCACGAAGCGUCUCGGACUGCCGAUCCGCGCGAAAUCGGCGCGGGCUGUUCGAACGGAUUUGCGUUCUUCUCCGUUCUCCAUAUUUACGCGAUUUAGCGAGUCAUAUUAGUGUAAUGUUUUCUGACGAUCCUGUACGCCAAAUCGAAUUGACUUGUUACAUUUGUAAAUGUUUGUAAGUACUACCACGUAAUAAAAUAAUCGAGUAAUAAUCAUCGAAUUACCCUGACGACCGUGUGUGUCUGUUAUCCAUCGAUAUAAAUUCGAACCUUACGAACAACGAAUAAAGCAAAUCAUGACAUACCA
Molecule: messenger RNA, 15267 nt
Organism: Dinoponera quadriceps
Lineage: Eukaryota; Metazoa; Arthropoda; Insecta; Hymenoptera; Formicidae
Exons: 22
Coding region: 205-9666 (3153 amino acids)
Cellular component (GO): cytoplasm
Source: RefSeq, a predicted model, not a curated record